This is a messenger RNA of Argiope bruennichi, 4216 nucleotides long. RefSeq lists its product as uncharacterized. The record is from RefSeq and is a predicted model, not a curated record. Gene Ontology annotation, molecular function: protein binding. The transcript has 22 exons. Bases 160 to 2985 code for a protein of 941 amino acids. Lineage: Eukaryota; Metazoa; Arthropoda; Arachnida; Araneae; Araneidae.
UGAAACGUGUUUCAGUCAAAUGUACACAAAACUGCAGAAUUUCGAAAUCAUAUGUUUCUUUAAAAGAUCGAGUUUGAUGAAAAUUUAAUAAAUUUUAUUGACGUUUUUUAGUUUAUAAGUUACAUUUUUCGUUGAUUUUAAAUAUUUUAAAAAAUAAAUAUGGACAAAGAAUUAUUAAAUAACUUAUCUAAUGCUGUUUCCAAUGGACGAACUGACAUCGUUCGUUCGCUUUUGAGCAUGUGUGAGAACGGUUCUGCUGUUUCAAAUGGGACCAGCAUAUCAGCUAAUCAAGUUAUAAAUGAAAUAUGUAAUCCAUCUGGGACUCUUUUACAUUUAGCAACAAAGUUGGACCAUGUUGAUAUUGUUAGAACAUUACUUUCAUCAGGUGCAAAUCCCAAUAUAGAGAAUGCUCAAGGGGAAACUCCAUUUGAUCUAACACAAUCGGAAGCAAUGACUGCAGUAUAUGUCGAUGAACUGCUAAAAUGUUCUGCCAAAUCUGAGUUGGAUCGUAUUAAGCUGCUUAUACUUGGUGGUGUUGAUGUCAAUAGUCAAGAUUCUCCCGAAAGCAUGAAUACAGCAUUACAUUGGGCUGUUUGCUUUGGAAAACCAGAAGCCGUGCAAUGUUUAAUAGAUUAUAAAGCUCUGCCAAAUGUUGUUAAUGGUCAGGGUGUGACUCCAUUGCACGAAGCUGUGCAACGGAAAAAUAUUGAAAUAAUAAAGCUACUCCUGGCAGCUGGAGCUGAUCCAUUAUUUAAAGCUACUAAAGGGAAAUUUAUGGACAAAUCUCCCUUGGAUAUUGCUGAAGGAAAUGAAGAAAUUAGUCAACUUCUUUCUGAGUAUUUGCCUAAAGAUUCUGAAUCUGAAAAAAGUGGUGAAGACUCGCAGUCUGAGCAAUUAUCCAAGGAUAAUGUGGAAAAUUUAAGUGCUUCCCUCCAAUCAUUAAAUUCAAUUUCAGAAUCUUCUGCAAAGCAUCAAUCUAAAUAUACUCCACUCUCUACAGUACAUGUUCCACCGUUUCUUCUAACACCUUUGCCGCUGAUAACUGACAGUAAGUUACAUUUACUGUGGCCACAGCCACGAAAAAUAGUUCAAAUUGGAUCAUCAUUUUUCAAACUACAACCAAAGUAUACCGUUGAAAUCAUACAUAAUGUUUCUGAUGUUUCUGCUCUGUCUAUCAUUGAUGUAUGGAAUCUCCAUAGUUCUAAAUUUACAUCAUUGGGUUUUGAAUGUGAAGUGGGAAAAAUUAUAGAAUCUAAUUUGCAUUGCUGUGGAGACAUUUUAUGCCAGAUCAAUCCAGAAAUGUUUCCGAGGACUGAGAGCUAUAAGUUAACCAUUUUUCAAAAUCAGUUGCGUAUAGUAGCUUCGGAUCUUCGAGGCUUGCACUAUGCCUUAAACACACUUGAACAACUUUUCACUUUAUAUGCUGAAGAUGGGUCUCUGCCUACUCUUUUUAUGAAUGACUGGCCUCAGAUACAUCACAGAGGUGUUUUGUUAGAUAUUGCAUAUGGUGCCAGAACGCCAACUUUAGAAACUUUGAAGGGAUAUAUAAAAACAAUGUCUUUGUUGAAGCUUAAUCAGCUGCACUUAUAUUUGAAGUAUGAACAAAAUAGAGGGAACACUUUACCGUACACUGACAAAGAGUUUAUUGAAUUGUCAAGGUUUUGUUCCGACCAUUUCAUCCACUUAGUUCCUGCCAUUGAUGUUGGUUGUAGUGAUUUUAGUUGUACUGAUACAAAAUGUGUUGAAAAGGCUAUUAACGUGAGAGAGAGCAUUACUGAUCCAGCUCAUCGAUUAAUGGCUUUAUUUUCUUCAAAGUGCAUACAGAUAGGACCAAAUUUCUCUAAAGUAAUAGCACAAGAAUUUAUUCAGUCUAAGAAUUCGAAGCUCAUUUGGGAAACGCUGUUACUUCCAAGCUCCACUACAGUAUAUCUGUGUUACAAUGACUCUCUUCGGCCAGGCUCUGAUUGGGUGAAGUUGCUUCCAGAGAAUUGUAUUUUAAUUGACUAUUGUUACCAGAUUGAGCAUAACUAUGAUCUAAAUACUAAAUUAAUAACUUAUGCUGGGUUCAAUGUAUGCAUUGGAACUGGUACUGCUGUUUGGGGAAGCAUUUCAGGGUCUCCCGAGACUGCUGUAUCAUGCAUUCACAAAGCUGCUGUUUGUGCUACGGUGCAUUCAGCAUAUGGUAUGAUUGUAGCAGAUUGGCAAACUCGUCCUCAUCAUCCAGCUUUUUGCUUCAGUUGGCCAGGUAUACUGUUAGCUGUUGGUUUGGCUUGGAAUGCGUCUGUUCAUUUGGAUUACCUCCAUGCAAGAUUACCCGAAUUGCUAAACGUUCAUAUAUAUCAGGAUGCAACUCAGGUAACUGGGUAUCUGACUGUAGAAUUAGGUCGCCUAGAAGUCUUCAUGCAUCAGUCAAUUUACCAAAAAUAUAAAGAUCCUAAAGCCUUCCAAAAUUGUAAAAGUUCCAUUCUACAUCAACUCCUAGUGGAUGCUGAUGCUGUACUUUUGGAUCAUUUUACUUUUGAUCUUUUACAGCAAGUCAUUAGGCAUCUUAGGAAAUUUGAAUUGGAGAUACCAAAAGCUAGACCAACGUGUUUUCAUCAUGGAGAAGUUAUAUCAGAAUUAAGACUAGCAAUGGAUCUACUUUUAUUUGCUUGCAGGCUUAGCAAAGUAAUGGUGGCUACUGGUCUUAAUCCUUCUUCAAAUCCCUGUGAAUUAGCUGUGGUAAAUGUUGGAAUAAGUAAUAUGGCUCCAAUUGCAAGGACAGAUCUUGCAAAUAAGUUACUAGCUCUGAUUGAACAAUUCAGAGCAGUUUGGUUAAGUAGAAACUUGCCUACUGGUCUUGAGACUUCUAUGGCCAUGUUUAACUCUUUAUUAGCCAAAUUGAUACCAGAAAAUGAUGACUCACUUUAUUCUGUUGAUAGAAAUACUCCAUUGUUACAAGAUUUAUAUUCAUCAACAGAUAAUUCUGCCCGAAAACUUACUUGAAAGAGCAAUUUUUUGUUUAAUUUUUGGGAUCAAAAUGUAUGAAAUAUUUAUUUUUCAUCAUAUUGUUAUUUUUGUAUUUGAAUGAUAUUUCUGAAUAAUGGUGCAAAGGAACUUGUAAAUAAAUAAAGAAGACUCUUGCCUUUUUAAAGAUAAACUUUUCAAUGUCAAUUUCAUUCUGUCCAUGUUUAUUGAAAUUUUAUGCUUUUUUUAAAAUUAGACAGAAGCAUUUUAAAUCUCAAUUUCAUUCUAUGUUUUUUAAAAUUUGGAUUUGUUUUUUGAAAUUAGACUGAAGCAUAAAUUUUGUAAUUGUGUUGUAAUUGUAUUUGUAAUAUUUAAUUGUAUUGUAACAUCGGAUUAUCUUGUAUUUGUAAUGAUUGUAUUGUGAUAUUUGAUUGUAUUGUAAUUGUAUUGUGAUAUUUGAUUGUAUUGUAAAUGUAUUGUGAUAUUUGAUUGUAUUGUAUUAUUUCAAUGAAAGAAUUUAUUACAUUGAUGUUGUGCAUGUAAUAAUUAUGUAUUUAAGUGGAAAUGGAUAAUCUAUAUGAAAUUGUGUGACUUGUUUGUAUGGUGCACAAAUUAUUUUAAAACACAUUUGAACAAUUGACAUUAUCAUAUUCUUUGGGUUACAGGAUUUUGUUUAAUAGUGCAAGUCAUUUUCUAAGGUCUGAUCAUAUACAGUCAUUGGAUAUUUUAUUAUAUUAUCCAGAUACUGAUAAAAAAUUUGAUGUAUAUGUAUCUUUAAUAAAUAAAAUGUAAUAAUUUUUAAUUACAUAUUUUUUUUUUUGAAAUUUUGAAUUGAUAUUGUCAAUUUUUUUUUUCAGAAAUGGCCUUUUUAAUUCUUUUAUGAUAUGUUAAUUAAAAUUUUUAUUAACUAUCUAAUAUUUUUGUUUAAAAAUGCAUAAAAGUUAUAUUUUGUUAUUUUAUCUAUUACUUAUUAUUUUUUACAUUCAAAUUAAGAAAAUGAAUACCUGAAUCAAUUUAUUGUGUUAUAUACAAGACUUCAUGAUGUAUUUGUAAUAGUGUAUGAUAUAAAAAAUUUGUUUUUAUGUGUUUUAAAGUAAGAAACUGAUUCCCUGUACUUUCUUGUUUAUAGGGAAAAAAAUUGUAAAAUAUUUUGGAAUAACUAUUCUUCCAAAACACAUAACAGAUAAAAUUCUUUAUUCAUACAUAUUUUAAGUAUUGAAUAACUUUUACAUUUAAAAGGCUUGUAAAAGCAAGAACAAACAUUUUUUUA